UGUCCUGUUUGUGGAGGACGGAGGCGUCGUGCCGCCCGUGUAGCUCGUCGACCCACCGGCUGCUGUCACCCUCUCUUCCAGUUCGAGGCCGAGUACCGGCGCUUCGCCCUGAGGAGGAACGGCGCCGGCGGCUUCCAGGAGUUCUACCGCCUCCUCCAGAACCUCCACCGCGUCCCCGGCACCGACGUGCUGCUGGGAUACGCGGACGUCCACGGCGACCUGCUGCCCAUCAACAACGACGACAACUUCCACAAGGCGGUGUCGGCGGCAAACCCACUGCUCCGCAUCAUCAUCACCAAGAGAGAGGGAGAACCCGUCGUUUUUGCCACCAACUCGCUGCAGCGGCGUAAAAAGGGGCUCGGCCUAACCGGACUGCGCACCUCCGUCUCCGGCUCCGCCCACUCAAAGAGCCGGCCGGGCCUCAUGAUCGGCCUGCCGCAGAACUUCCGGCAGAUCUCGUCCAUCAUCGACGUGGACAUCUUGCCCGAGACCCACCGGCGCGUGCGGCUCCACAAGCACGGCACCCACAAGCCGCUGGGCUUCUACAUCCGGGACGGCGUGAGCGUGCGCGUGACCCAACAGGGCGUGGAGAAGGUCCCGGGGGUCUUCAUAUCCCGCCUGGUACGCGGCGGGCUGGCAGAGAGCACGGGGCUGCUGGGGGUCAACGACGAGAUCCUCGAGGUCAACGGCAUCGACGUGGCGGGGAAGUCGCUGGACCAGGUCACGGACAUGAUGGUGGCCAACAGCCACAACCUCAUCGUCACCGUCAAGCCGGCCAACCAGAGGAACAACGUGCUGCAUCGCGCCAGCAAAACCUCAGUGGGAAACUCCGUGAGCUCAGCCGGGUCACAUGACUCCCCAAGCCCCGCCUCCCAGAGCAACCCGCUCACCGCCAGCAACAGCAUCGCCGAGGGCGACAGCGAUGACGACGACGGCGACGACGGCGACGGCGACCUCAUCCUGGAGAGCGACUGCCUGACGCCCUUUGACCCCCAUCUGGUAACCAACAGCAACAACGCCAACCUCAACAGAGACUCGUCCGGGCCGCGCGACCCGGCCGGAGCUCGGCCCCUCCCACACAGCGUCUCGUUGCCCAGUAGCGUAGCGGCGUCCCUGAGCGACAGCUCCGCGGCGCCGUCCAACCACAACGGAAAUCCCGCCCACGCGUCUCGUACCAGCCAGGAGACCAUGAGAGAGGACGGCAACGUCCUCACGCUGUAGCCACGGCAACGCCGACACGCCCCCCCCCCCCUCCCCCUGUGAUCACCGGGACCGCGAGGGGUUACGGCCGCACCGCGCGGUUACCAGGGCAACCGCCGAGCUUCACAGAAACAACAAUAUACAGUCGGCUGAAGGAGAUUUAAGGCGUCAGAUUGUUGCCACACGUUGGUUUGAUGUCACCGCGGCGAAGAAGACGCCUGCUCGCCUCGGCGCGUACGCGGUGAAACCUUCAGGGCGCCGACGCUUUGCCCGUUUUCCCGACGCCUGUUUGCCUCUGAUGGAGAUUUGAAUCAACACGAGCGACUUUUCUCUCUUCGUCCAUUUAAGUUCAGUCGCAAAGGAACGUGGACGGCGUUCACCGCCGCUUUAUUCUGUAUGGAAGGUUUCUUCAAAUCCCCGCGGACACCUGAAGGCAUCACCGCGGGGAGGACUGCAUUGAGCCAAUCAGAAGGCAGCAGUGAUGUAAUUAACUCAGGGUGUAUUAUUAAUCCCCCACACGCCCUAAUCUAUAUUAUUUAUACAAAUCACAGAGCUCUGCGCCGCGAGUCGCUCGCCGCAGGAACGUUUUACUUAAAUCUCAAAAAAUAUAUUCAAGACACUGAUUGACUUUAAUAUGAAACAAAAGGAAUUUGAUCAGAUCUGAAAUCCUUUUUUAAAUUAAGAUUUUUCUUCUCUUUGGAUCAUUCGUUGAAAAAUCACCUUGAUUUAUUUCAUCGGUUGGGUUUAAAAAAACAUCUUUUAAAUAUGUGUAAUUAAAGAGAAAUGAAGUUCCAUUCAGGCUGAUCAGUUCUAUGAAUAAAGCUUCUACCUGCUGGACAACACGCAAACACAACGGCCGUGAAUCGCAAACAUCGUGUCGCACUUUGGCUGAUUUACCGACUCAUUCUGAGAAAAGGGUUUAGAGGAAACGGAAAAAGUGUUUCAACGCCGGCACUCGUACAAAACACACUCCAAAUAACAGAAUAAAACUCCUGUUACUCCCA
Molecule: messenger RNA, 2204 nt
Organism: Gasterosteus aculeatus aculeatus (three-spined stickleback)
Lineage: Eukaryota; Metazoa; Chordata; Actinopteri; Perciformes; Gasterosteidae
Source: RefSeq, a predicted model, not a curated record